Molecule: messenger RNA, 1470 nt
Organism: Paramecium tetraurelia
Lineage: Eukaryota; Ciliophora; Oligohymenophorea; Peniculida; Parameciidae
Exons: 4
Biological process (GO): peptidyl-serine phosphorylation; intracellular signal transduction; protein autophosphorylation
Cellular component (GO): nucleus; cytoplasm
Molecular function (GO): calmodulin binding; calcium/calmodulin-dependent protein kinase activity; ATP binding
Source: RefSeq, a predicted model, not a curated record
AUGGGAAUAUGUGCAUCGAAGAAACAGAAGGAUGAUUUGGCCUUAAAACCAAAGCAUUGGCCAAGCAGUCCAGGCCGUAGGCAUACUGGUAACAGCUUUAAAUAUGGAACUGAUCUUUACAUCAAUUUAAAAAAUGGGUAGAUUGACAAUUACUACAUUUUGGGUGAUGUUCUUGGAGUGGGAGCCUUUGGAUAAGUAAUUAAAGCUACCCACAAACAGAGCGGAUAAAUCAGAGCGUUAAAAACUUUGGCUAAAAAAAAGAUAAUAAAUGAAGAGAAGGAUAAAAUGUUUGCAGAAGUUAACAUACUUCGAAAAUUAGACCAUCCAAAUAUAGUUAAACUUUUUGAACUAUUUGAGGAUGGCUAAAACUAUUAUUUAAUCACUGAACUUAUCUAAGGAGGUGAACUUAUUAAAAAAAUACAGGCACAAAAUACCUUUUCAGAAGCUGAAGCCGCAUUCUAUAUGAGAUAACUUUUAUCAGCCCUGCAAUACUGUCAUAAAGCUAAGAUAGUUCAUCGAGAUUUAAAAUUAGAAAAUCUUAUGCUAAAUGCAGAUUCAGAAAAACCGGUUUUAAAAGUUAUUGAUUUUGGAACCUCCAGGAAGAUCAUCCAAGAAAAAUAUCUUACAUCUAAAUUAGGAACUCCUCAUUACACUGCCCCAGAAGUCUUCAAAUAAUAAUACACUGAAAAAUGCGACAUUUGGUCUUGUGGAGUGAUUCUGUAUACAUUACUGUGUGGGUACCUCCCCUUCAAUGGAAGUGAUGCAAGGGCUACGCAGAUAUUGAUUGAAUAUAACAAAUGGAGUUUCGAUAAAAAUGAUUGGGCUAAUAUAUCCUCAGAAGCCAAAUCAUUUGUCAAGAAACUUAUGACUUACAAUCCAGACAAGAGAAUCUCAGCAGAGGAAGCAUAUUCAGAUCCUUGGCUUCAAGGACAUAUAACUAAGACAAUAGAUUCAAGAGCUUUAACUCGGUUAUAACAAUUUUAUUAAUCUCAUAUUAUAUAGGAAUUAAUUCGACAAUUUAUAACCUUUUAAGUUCUAACCCCUGAAGACAAGGCAAAGAUCUUAGAGAAUUUUCAAUCUUUGGAUAAGGAUGGAGAUGGGAAAAUAAAUAGAGAAGAUUUAAUCUUUGGGUUAAAAGAGUCAAAGUUAGAUGAGACUGAAAUAGAGAAAUAAAUAGAUAGAAUCAUGGAGUAAUGUGAUUUCAAUAAGACUGGAUCUAUAGAAUACAAUGCCUUUCUGAGUAUAAUGAUCAGAUAGGAAUUAUCGGAGAAAACUCACAAAUUGGAGGAAGCCUUUAAGUAAUUUGACAUCGAUAAUGAUGGUCUGAUAAAGAAGUAGAAUUUAGAGGAUGUCUUGGGAGGGAUAAUAAUAGAUGAAACUCAUUGGGAAGAAGUACUAAAAAAAUGUGACUCUGAUUAAUAAGGGAUGAUUAACAAAGAAAACUUUGUUAAACUAAUGUAAUAAUUAUGA